Andrographis paniculata is the source of this 1563-nucleotide messenger RNA. Its product is annotated as vacuolar protein sorting-associated protein 26A. Gene Ontology annotation, biological process: retrograde transport, endosome to Golgi; intracellular protein transport. NCBI's taxonomy places the organism in Eukaryota, Viridiplantae, Streptophyta, Magnoliopsida, Lamiales, Acanthaceae. The coding region runs from base 289 to 1230 and encodes 313 amino acids. The transcript has 11 exons. The record is from RefSeq and is a predicted model, not a curated record. Gene Ontology annotation, cellular component: retromer complex; endosome.
UUGAAUUGUUUUUGUGAUGCUUUUUGCUAGUUUUGUUUUUUGGUUGCUGUGCCCCAACUUCUAGUAUCAGUUUGGGAAUUGGAUUGACCUUUUAGGGUUUCGAGUGUUGUGACUUUUAUGUUUGUAUCUGUUUCUGUAGCAAGAGGUAUCGCAUUUUCGCUUAUGAAGGAUUUGAGGAUUGACCCCGGGCUUAAACGAUGGUAGUGUUUCAACCUUCAACUCUUCCUCCAAAAUAGCUCAUUAAUUAAUUAUAGAAUUAAUUUGCUAUGAUCUGUUUUUUCUGCCUCAAUGUAUUAUUGUAUGCUUGUGAGCAAAUUAUGUUUUCAGAAUUUCAUAAUGGGAGCUUUCAAGCCAGCGUGCAACAUUUCAAUUACAUUUUCAGAUGGGAAAACACGGAAACAGGUUCCAGUGAAGAAAGAGAAUGGUCAAACAGUAAUGGUUCCACUCUUCCAAAGUCAAGAGAAUGUAACUGGCAAGAUUACUGUUGAUCCAGUUUCAGGGAAGAAGGUAGAACACAACGGAAUCAAAGUUGAACUUCUUGGUCAAAUAGAAAUGUACUUUGACAGAGGCAAUUUCUAUGACUUCACGUCUUUGGUUCGUGAAUUGGAUGUACCUGGUGAAAUAUACGAAAGAAAAACAUUUCCAUUUGAGUUUUCAACUGUGGAAAUGCCAUAUGAGACAUAUAAUGGAGCAAAUGUGCGGCUUAGGUAUAUCCUAAAAGUGACAAUAACUCGCGGUUAUGCUGGUAGCAUUACAGAAUAUCAAGACUUUAUGGUUCGGAAUUAUACUCCUCCUCCUUCCAUCAACAACAGUAUCAAGAUGGAAGUUGGAAUUGAGGAUUGCCUUCACAUCGAGUUUGAGUACAACAAGAGCAAGUAUCAUCUAAAGGAUGUUAUUUUAGGCAAAAUAUACUUUCUUCUCGUCAGAAUCAAGAUAAAAAAUAUGGAUCUCGAGAUAAGGCGCAGAGAAUCAACAGGAUCGGGAUCUAAUACCCAUGUUGAGACCGAGACACUUGCUAAAUUUGAACUUAUGGAUGGUGCUCCUGUCAGAGGUGAAUCUAUUCCAAUUCGACUGUUCCUAAGUCCAUACGAGCUGACUCCGACGUAUAAAAACAUCAACAACAAAUUUAGUGUGAAGUACUACUUAAAUCUUGUACUUGUUGACGAAGAGGAUCGCCGUUAUUUCAAGCAACAGGAGAUUACAAUGUACCGCCUCGGAGAUACACACUGAAAGUGAUAUGGAGUCUUACUGCCUUGUCGACUCCCGUUAUCCAGUUUGUCACUUGCAUUCCUGAGAUCUUUCCCCCAAAGAACAAGGACAACUUUCAACUCUGUUUUAGGCCAAUAUUUGAUACAGAAUGUUUGCAUUUGUACAGUACAGAGAAACAAUAGUGUACAUGGAAUAUCUAUUCCUCUUGUUUGUCUUCCUUGCAUAUUUUGUAGAUUUAUUAUCGGAUCGACACAGUUGUGCUUUACCUGAACAUAUUCUUCUGUAUUCUGGUGAACCAUUUUGGUGCUGUGAUUUGAAUUCUUGUCCUUGCUAGGCUUUUGAGUUUGUUGUUCA